AGUCAAAAACUAAACUGUCUUAUCCUCGAUAAGUACUGGCAAGCAAAAAAUAUUAAAAAAAAAAAAAAAUAAAUUGUAAACGGCGCGAGUUAUCUCAACUGUCUUUUUUGCCAAAGUUUGAAAACAAUUUGCAUAUUUUUGAAAAAAAAGAAAACGAAGCCACGGAGAAAAUAUAUCCAUAAGUUGUGAUUUAUCUGUUGCAUGUUGCCUUGUUGUUGGUUUUUUGGUGGUCACGACACAACAACCUAAAUACAACGACAACAAGUCGAAGCAGCUGGACUCGGCGCAUAAAACACAUCAAGACCUUUAACAACUCCUGUGGUUCAUCUGAUUUUGUUUUCGCAGCAGCUAGUCCUCUCCCUCCUACCUACCUUGUGAUUGAGCAGAGGAAAAAAGUGAAACUUUUUGCCCAACACCAACAAAAAAAGUCAAUUGUAAAAAAACCGUAAAUUUUAUAAACCGGAAACAUACAAAAUGCAUUUUAACAAACGUGCCAGCAACGAAAGUCUUUUGACCGCCAGCACCUCAUCGUCGUCGGCCACAGAGUUGUCGCCAUCAGCUUUACGGUUGUCUUCUUCUCUGUCAUCAUCGUCAUCAGCGGCAGCAGCAACAACAACAACAUCACCCAGUUCCCCAGCUAUGGCUUCCCAUGCCGGAGUUCGUUUGGGCUUGUGGUGCUUCCUUUUGCUGGCUGUGGUUUUGAUGGCUCAGCAACAACCUUGCGAAGGCCGUUAUUUGCCCACAAGGUCACGAGGUGAUGAUUUGGAUAAAUUGCGUGAGUUAAUGUUGCAGAUUUUGGAGUCCAGCAACGAAGAUCAGCGACCACCAAAUGAGGCAAAUGGCAACACCAUGUCGGCCCAACGUGCUAAUUGGCUCAACAAGUUGAGUGGCGGUGGUGGUAGUCCCUUGGAUGGUUUGGAUGCCCGGAAAUAUGCUCCCCAUGGUGUUUAUGAUAAUGGACGUUACUAUUAGAUUAGUGCAGAUCCCAGAGAAGAAGCUACGGCUCCCAUAAAUAAACAACAACAUAACACCUGUGUGACAACAACAACACCUAUAAACCUCCCAAAUAGCAGACAAAUUAGCAAAAACCUGCGAAAAAAACAGAAACCAAAGAAGCAACCAAAUGCGAAACUGUUAGUGAAAAAAAAAAAACAAUGAUGCAAACUAAGCCACUCAAGUAGCAAAAUCAAAUUAAAAAAAUUAAAUCAAAAACCCACUGUAGCAUUCUUCCCAAGUGUUGUGUAUGAAAUUAUGAAUUUUACAUUACGUCCCGAAAAA
Musca domestica (house fly) is the source of this 1278-nucleotide messenger RNA. RefSeq lists its product as uncharacterized. The transcript is spliced from 3 exons. NCBI's taxonomy places the organism in Eukaryota, Metazoa, Arthropoda, Insecta, Diptera, Muscidae. The coding region runs from base 475 to 972 and encodes 165 amino acids. The record is from RefSeq and is a predicted model, not a curated record.